AUGGGACUGGAUUCCAGUGCAGAUGUGAAGAGAACCUUGCUUGGUCAUCUAAUACCUGCAAUAUUUAUGGAGCGUGUGAUGCCAUCAUCGGUGACACGUGUGGAUGCCUUAAUGCUCUUCCAGCUGAUGGCCAAUACUGCCAGACAAUCUCCACCCCAACAGUGGACGCUGAUUUGGUCUUUGAGCUGUACAUCCCAGUCUCAAGCAUAUCAUUAAAUGGACUUGAUGAUUUCAGAAAAAAUCUGAAAAGUUUCAGAUUCCCCUACAUUGUCCAUCAGACUUUGAGCAUAACAGGAGUUAAUAUGACCACAGUUUGCUAUCCAAACUCAAGUGGAGGUCUGCCGUGUCAGUGUGAGGAUCAGUUUGUCUGGUCAUGUGACCAGUGUAAGACCUACGGUGUGUGCGGAAACCUCACCACACACACCUGUGGAUGCAUAAAUGGACUUCCUUCUGACGGAGGGUUCUGUGAACCAAUCACAAGUAACGCUCCAUGUCCAACCCCAACCCCAACAUCUGGCACUGUGGACGCUGAUUUGGUCCUUGAGCUGCGCAUCCCAGUCUCCAGCAUAUCAUUAAAUGGACUUGAUGUUGUCAGAAAAACUCUAAAAAGUUUCAGAUUUCCCAACAUUGUCGAUCAGACUUUGAACGUAACAGGAGUUAAUAUGACCACAGUUUGCUAUCCAAACUCAACUGGAGGUCUGCAGUGUCGGUGUGAGGAUCAGUUUGUCUGGUCAUGUGACCAGUGUAAGACCUAUGGUGUGUGCGGUAACCUCACAACAAACACCUGUGGAUGCAUAAAUGGACUUCCUUCUGACGGAGGGUUCUGUGAACCAAUUACAAGUAACGCUCCAUGUCCAACCCCAACCCCAACAUCUGGCACUGUGGACGCUGAUUUGGUCCUUGAGCUGCGCAUCCCAGUCUCCAGCAUAUCAUUAAAUGGACUUGAUGUUGUCAGAAAAACUCUAAAAAGUUUCAGAUUUCCCAACAUUGUCGAUCAGACUUUGAACGUAACAGGAGUUAAUAUGACCACAGUUUGCUAUCCAAACUCAACUGGAGGUCUGCAGUGUCGGUGUGAGGAUCAGUUUGUCUGGUCAUGUGACCAGUGUAAGACCUAUGGUGUGUGCGGUAACCUCACAACAAACACCUGUGGAUGCAUAAAUGGACUUCCUUCUGACGGAGGGUUCUGUGAACCAAUUACAAUGCACCGUGCAACAGUAGUCUCAGUUGGGUAUCGCUCAAUGUCCGGCCCCAACCCCAACCCCAACCCCUACCCCAACCCCAAAUCCAACUCCAACUCCAACCUCAAAUCCAACCCCAACCCCAACCCCAACCCCAACUCCAACUCCAACAUCUGGUAUCGCUCAAUGUCCGGCCCCAACCCCUACCCCAACCCCAACCCCAACCCCAACCCCAAAUCCAACUCCAACCUCAAAUCCAACCCCAACCCCAACCCCAACCCCAACCCCAACCCCAACCCCCACUCCAACUCCAACAUCUGGUAUGAGAAACACUUUCUUUUGUUUUUAUCUUCAGAGGACUUUUUAUUACAUGGACACAUUUACUGGACAAUAAAAACUUGUUUGAUGGGUUUUCUCCUGUUUUUCACCACAGGCACCGUGGACGCUGAUUUGGUCUUUGAGCUGCGCAUCCCAGUCUCCACAAUAUCAUUAAAUGGACUUGAUGUUUUCAGAAAAACUCUGAAAAGUUUCAGAUUCCCCUACAUUGUCGAUCAGACUUUGAACGUAACAGGAGUUAAUAUGACCACAGUUUGCUAUCCAAACUCAACUGGAGGUCUGCAGUGUCAGUGUGAGGAUCAGUUUUUCUGGUCAUGUGACCAGUGUAAGACCUAUGGUGUGUGCGGUAACCUCACAACACACACCUGUAGAUGCAUAAAUGGACUUCCUUCUGACGGAGGGUUCUGUGAACCAAUCACAAGUAUCGCUUCAUGUCCAGCCCCAACGCCAACGCCAACGCCAACGCCAACGUAUGCCCCAGCCUCAGCCUCAUCCUCAGCCCCAGCCCCAGCCUCAGCCUCAUCCUUAGCCUCAACGUCAGCCCCAGCCUCAGCCUCAUCCCCAGCCCCAACUCCUACCCCAACCUUGACCCCAACAUCUGAGCCAAAUGUCGAGAGGAAGUUCUCGUUUAGCAUGGCCCAGGACUACAAUCCUGCCUUCAACGACCUCAGCAAUAAAGUUUAUCAAGAUGUUAAUGCCGCUAUUCAAAACCAAAGUAGGAAGCACAUCCCAACCUUAAAAUCAGCUACGUUAACAGAAUUCAGGAGUGGAAGCACCGUUGUGGAUUACAGCAUAACAGCAACUGCAUUUGAAGAAAGCCAAAUCGAAGCAUUAAAAAUUGGGAUAUUUUCAAAACUGGCAGAAACCUAUUCUAUGAUUUUUGACAGCCCAAAAUCCAUAACAUUUGCUCCCCCUUUUUUUGGAAGAAGUGUGAGUUUGACUUGUGGUACAACACCAACUUAUCUCAAUUUCACUGGCAGCUGGACCACAGAGUGGAAACGUGACGGCGAGUUAAUACUUCAAGAUAGUCUACACAGUUUUUCGAAAAACAACGAAAGUGAAACUUUAACAGUGUCAAAAUUUUUUGCCACUGACAAUGGAAACUACGAAUGUAGGCUGAAAGAAGCAAACAUCUUCAGACAGAAAUCCAACGCAUUUUUCUCUUAUAAGGACACACCAUUAGUCCAAGUAUCACCAGUGAGAAAAAGGGUCAAGUGUGAGGUGGGAAAGAGAGUGUCACUGAAGUGCUCUGUCAACAGCCCCUACCUGGUUGAGUUUAAAGAUGUUGGAUCUGACGUAAAAGGUCAUGAAAUCACAUAUAUACAUCAAAUUGAGAGCUGUCCAACACCGACGAAGAAGUUCACAUGUCAAUCGGCAAACUCAUCUGAUUUUAAAAAUGAAAUAACACUGGAGUUCCCCACGGGGGACUUCUUAUGUGUCAAUGAAAGUGAGUUUGGCGUUGGAAAUCUUGGUGACCGGGCUGAAGGUUCUUGUGAUUCAACUGAGGUGGGAACUAAGAUAGCAGAGUGUCAGACAAAUAGAACCUGGAAAGUUGUAGAAGACCAAUGCAUCCUAAAGGAAAUUCAGGCGCUGCUUAACCAGUCUGAGACCCUGAAUAAUAAUUCACUGGCAGCAUUCCUGAAACAACUCAGAAAUGUCACUCUGAAGUUCAGAGAGAAAGUGGUUGAAUCAUCGCCCAACAUUAAUGCCAUCGUUAAAAUAUUCAAUAAUGUAGCAACCACGACAUCAUCUUUAAAUAUCUUGAUAACUAAUACUGAAAUGAAGGAUAUCCUACUCACUGCAGAUGUCCUCACAGCAGAUGAGUCAAGGCAACAAUGGGACUUUCUUAACACCAAAUCCAUUGUAAAGAGCUCAGUAGCAAAACGUAACGUCCGCAAGGCUGAUACUGCCAGCUCAUUAUUUUUGCAAUCUCUUGAGACUAUAACAAGUAACAUUAACAGUAACUCUUUUGAGAUUGUUACGCCUUCUAUUCUCUUUAACAAAACCACAUUCACAGACACCUUCAGUGGUGACUUUAAUUCUUCAGUGGAAAUAGACAUACCAGACGCUAAUGGAGGAAAUAAGUCGAUCACAGUGAUAACAUUUUCCUCAAUGGAUAACGUGCUCCCAGCAAGAGACAAAGUCAAUUCAACCCUCAAUUUCAUCAAUGGGAAGGUCGUGCUUGUCCAGUCCGCUGCCACCGUCAAUAAUAUUUCCUUUGCCUUUGAUAUCAUCAACAUUACUCUGGGAAACCCACAGUGUGUUUUCUGGAACUUCAGCCUCUUCGAUGGCAUGGGAGGAUGGGACGACAAGGGCUGCAAUUUGACAUUCAACGUUAACAAUACUGUCACCUGCACAUGCAACCAUCUGACCUCCUUCUCCAUCCUUAUGUCUCCCUCGGUUCCUCAUUUCCCUGUAUUGGAUUAUAUAACCUAUAUUGGAGUUGCCAUAUCCAUUGCCUCCUUGGUUAUAUGCCUCAUCAUUGAAGCUGUCAUAUGGAGAAAAAUUCGAAAUAAGACCACCCCCUACCUGCGUCAUGUGUCCAUUGUUAACAUUGCCUUGUCCCUCCUGAUUGCAAACAUUUGGUUUAUUAUUGCAGCAGCCAUCUCAGAUGCGAAGGUGAAAAACCAACCAGCAUGCACUGCAGCCACCUUUUUCAUCCAUUUUUUCUACCUAGCCAUGUUUUUCUGGAUGUUAGCCUCAGCUCUGCUUUUGCUCUACCGCACAGUCAGUGUGUUUGGCGGGGAUUUGUCUAAGCAUUCUUUGUUGGCUAUCGGAUUCUGUUUAGGCUAUGGGGCACCCCUCAUCAUUGCAAUCAUAACCAUAGCUGUAACUGCACCCGCAAAGGCCUACAUCAGAGAAACUGGGGUCUGCUGGCUCAACUGGGAUCCGUCCAGGGCUCUACUGGCAUUUGUGAUCCCUGCACUGAUUAUAGUGGUAAUAAACCUGGGCAUUCUGAUUGUGGUGUUGUACAAAAUGUUGAGGAGAAGGGCAGUGGUAGAUGCUGCACAGGCCGCAGAGAGGAACGCUCUUGUGGUUAUUGCUCGGACUUUGGCCUUCCUCACACCAUUUUUUGGAUUAACUUGGGGUCUGGGAGUUGGAACUAUGACUGACCCACACAACUUAGGAAUCCAUAUUUCAUUUGCAAUCUUCAAUUCACUGCAGGGUUUCUUCAUAUUGUUGUUUGGAACACUGUUGGACAAAAGGGUGCGGACAGAAAUAGCAUUGAUGUCACAAACAUCCAGAAGUGGGACAAGGAGCACCAGCGGUGGAAUGUCAUCAUCAAACGGACUGGGCAUUUUCCGAAACUGGAGAAGAGGAAGAGAUGGUUACAACUCGUCAUCUAAUGAAUCGGGUGUAUCGCACUCCUUCGUCAACACUUGAUGAUCGGCUUUGGCAAACCAACUAUAACACAAUUUUCUUUUCUUCAUUGCAGCGACAAACAAGGAAAGAUGAGCAUUUAUUUAAAUCAUAAAUUAUAGAUUUUAUUUAGUCAAAGCAUUGCUCACAACAACACUGAUUCAAUUAGCAUAAAACGAUUUAUCUAGUGUUACAUACCUUUUGUUAAUGUAAAAUAUAAAUGGAAUUAAUGAAUGAAUUUAAUAUGAAUGAUAAUGUUUUACUUUUCUUUAGUUAUAUCUUCUGUCUUGUUUACACAUACACAUUAUGUGAACUGGUCAGGUCCCCAUUGAAUGUGAUGCUUUACAUUAUAUUGUGAAGACACACAUCAAGGUUUGUGUAAGAUUAGGAUUUGGCAAGUAGGGGUAAUGGUACAGGGUUAGAUUAAGAAACUAGGAAAUUAAGUCAAUGACAUCAGAACUUUUCAAUACAUGGCUGUGUGUGUGUGUGUGUGUGUGUGUGUGUGUGUGUGUGUGUGUGUGUAAUAGACAAUCAAAUGUCCACAAAGUAGAUGCAAAAUGAUUUGUUAUGGUUUGCCAAUCAAAUCAGUUACACAGCGCAAAUUGUGUUACACAGUUCAGUGAACUUGUUUACUUAAGGGGUGGCAUCACAAUGACAAGUUGUCUUAGUAUCAGGUAAAUGGAGCAGCAGGAAUCACUCCCUGGUUAGGGUUGAUAAUUUUGGUGUGUGUGUGUGUGUGUGUGUGUGUGUGUGUGUGUGUGUGUGUUUGUGUGUGUGUGUGUGUGUGUGUGUGUGUGUGUGUGUGUUUGUGUGUGUGUGUGUGUGUGUGUGUGUGCGUGUGCGUGCGAGUGCGUAUGACACAAACAAAAAAUGCGCUUGAUAUUCCACAAUAGAGGCGGUGGACUAGUGGCAGAAAUGUUGGACUAUGGGCAGAAAGUUACAGACAUCACCGGUUCGACUCCUUGCAGUGACAAUAAAAACCUGGAUGGACAAACCUUGGAUCUGUUUGAAAGUCCAAAGAGGACUCUCCCUACCCCCACUGUCUAAGUGCUCCUGCGCAAGGCACCUUACUCCCCCAACAUCUGCUCCCCGGGCACCGUACAUGGCUGCCCACUGCUCUGUGUGUCCUGAUAUAUUAACCACAUGGGUCAAAAGCAGAGGAUACAUUUCCAUCAUCUGCAUGUAGUGUGACUGUGCAUGUAUUUGGGAUCAAUAGAUGUAUCUUAUCCUUUUUUAAUCCUAAAAAAAUCUCAUUCACUGUGUUUUUUUUGCAAUCCUGUGAAACAUAAAACUGAUAAAGUGGCAAGAUCACAGUUUUAGAGGGUAGUAGUGGGUGAAAUGUCCAACUUUAUCAAAGCUCCAUCAUUCCUGUUCUUCCCACUGUAUUUCAGGAACUUGAAUUCUUGGUACUGAAAUUGCAAAUGUAAACAUUUCUGUUAAUUUGCCUUUAUUGUUUUUGGCUGGGAGUGAAAAACAAAGCAGCACAUUGGAAGUAACAAAGAAGCCAAUUGUGAGUCACAGCAUUUAUGUAAAGUAAGUCUCCUGCAGAGCCACAGGCAACAAUGACUGGCACAGAAUGCAAUAGUCACACUACCCGUGUUUUUAUAUAAUGCAUUUGAUAGUGCAAUAAAUAAUAUUGGUAUGCCUCCAUUACCUGGUUCAAAUUUGGUGCUCAAAGGUCAGUGACAGGGUUCUCGAAGCAUGUUUUUACCCCCUUGAAUGUGAUAUCUCAAGGCCCCCAUGAGGAAAUUUCUUUCUACACUUGACCAGUUGUCACUUAUAUGGAUGGAAUUGAAUGGAAAAAAGAUCUAUGUUGACUUAAAUUCUUGUCAGAGGCAAAAAACUGCAGUGCUUUAUUUCUUAUAUUAAAUAUUGUUUUGUAAUGGAGCUUAUGUGCAACUUAAAUAAAUGAUGUGUGUAACAGUAAAGACAAGUUCUGAUCACUAUAUUUGUACACUAAAGAUUUGUGAGAGAAG
Molecule: messenger RNA, 6850 nt
Organism: Platichthys flesus (European flounder)
Lineage: Eukaryota; Metazoa; Chordata; Actinopteri; Pleuronectiformes; Pleuronectidae
Product: adhesion G protein-coupled receptor F5-like
Exons: 28
Coding region: 303-4898 (1531 amino acids)
Biological process (GO): G protein-coupled receptor signaling pathway; cell surface receptor signaling pathway
Cellular component (GO): membrane
Molecular function (GO): G protein-coupled receptor activity
Source: RefSeq, a predicted model, not a curated record